CAAGCUCAAUAAUCAAAAAGACAAUCGCAAAUAAUGAUGAAUUUGACAAAAACCACAAUAUUGCAGCAGAAGAUUUUGAUAAUUCAGAUGCUGCUUCCAACUCUGUGGAAAAAUUAAAUCGCCAGAACAAUACCAACAUAGAAGAUGAAACAUUUGUAUUGGGAGGGAUGGAUUAA
This is a messenger RNA of Ambispora gerdemannii, 176 nucleotides long. The record is from the annotation of a GenBank genome assembly. Lineage: Eukaryota; Fungi; Glomeromycota; Glomeromycetes; Archaeosporales; Ambisporaceae.